CAACUUUGGCAUGGCUUGUUGCUACAUUGCCGCGUGCGUGAUUGCAUUUUUUAUCAGGGGGGCCGAGGUGCUUGAUAUUGACUUGCACGUACAAUACAAUGAGUCCGUCAAGCGUGGUUCGAGUUUUGAGAGCCAUCACGACCGGAAAAAAAAGCAAUCCUCAGUUGAAGAUGGCUUCACAGUGGUGUCUAUUUCGGGAAUGACCUGUGCAGCUUGUUAUACUUCAGUAGAGGGAGCGUUGAAGAAGGUAAAUGGAGUUGAGCAGGUCCUUGUGUCGUUAUCACUUCAGGAGGCACGUGUAUUUCAUAGGCCUGGUCUGACCCCAAACCUCUUAACAGCUGCCGUCGAAAGCGCUGGAUUCAGCGCAGAAGCAGGUGAACGGAGCUCCUCAGAGAAACUUGAUAUCCUUAGACAUACACAAGACUUAGCCAAGCUGCGGGUCUCCGUGCAAGGUCUUGGAUAUCUUUCUACCCUCAUUUUCGGCUUGGGAAAAUGCUUAGAUUGGAUGGCAUCUAACAAGAUCAACCUGUCGUCUUUAUGGUUACAAAAGCUAAGGUCAUUGCUGCUCUUGACAUUGACCGUCACCGCGGUCGCCCAAUAUGGGUCAUGGAUCUUCCAACGUGCAAUCGGCGCUGCGAGACGAAGGCGAGUUAAUAUGCACACGCUGAUAGCCGCAUCUACGGCUAUUGGGCUUUUGCUUACUUUCAGCAACAUGUUUCAAAGCAAUCCAAGAUCAGAAUACCAUGAUACGAUCGUGGGAGUCUUGCUUAUCAUUUCUGUUGGGCAUUACAUGGAUCUGCUAUCUCGUCGCCGCGCUACAGACACAUUUGAGUCGCUAUAUCACCUGGUCGAUGAAACAAAAAUGGUAAAACUGGCGCAAAUAAAUAAGCAUUUACCCACAUCGGCGUUACGCCAAGGGGACGAGAUCAUAAUCGAGCCAUACGAGAUUGUUCCCUGUGACUGCUAUAUUCUUGAAGGCAGCACUUACGUGAAUGAAUCAAUUAUUACCGGCGAAGCGUACCCAAAAGCCAAGGGCAUAGGCUCUUUAUUGCUGGCUGGCACUCGAAAUGGAUCAAGCCAACUCAAAGCAUCCGUACACCAAGACUAUUCUUGCUCAUUUCUUUCACAGCUCGUCAGAAGCAUUGAGAUUUCUCUGAGCUCGAAAGCAUCAACUCAAAAGUACGUCGAUGUUUUGACACAACACUUUGUCUCUUGCAUAUUCGCCAUUGCAAUGGCCGCAUCCUUAUUCACUUUCGUAAGAAUGCAUGAUCAUGGCUUCAAUCUAGCUUUGGACGCCUCUGGGAGAAAAAUGAUGACUAUACUUGCUGCUGCAUGUCCCUGUGCGCUAGGUUUGGCGGCACCAUGUGCUGUCAUGGCAGGCAUUGAUGUUGCGUGGCGAAAAGGUAUUCUUAUGUUGGAAGGCGGAGAAACCAUGGAGAAUGUUCUACAAAUAACCCAUGUGGUUAUGGACAAAACGGGAACGCUUACUCUAGGAACUCCAAGAGUGACCGACUAUGUCGUGUUCGGCAAAUGGAACGGUCGUGAGGAGGAGCUAGCAACGUUAGUUUGCGCCGCUGAAGAGAGAGCCAUGUCGUCGCAUCCGUUGGCUAUGGCAAUUUUCAAGGAAUUUUUGCCAAAGUGCAAAGGUUCAUGGGCAAGAUAUCAGUCAAGAGGUGAGAUUGGUAAUUUAAGAGAAAUAGGAGGGCGAGGUGUUGUCUGCGAAGUGAACAUAAGCCGCGAAAGGCGGGAGGUGGUCCAUGUCGGCAAUCUCGAGUUUUUGAAAGAUCAACAUGUCAAGGGCCUACAGAAUGUACCCAAACGUUUCAAGGCGGAGGGUUCAGCAGCAUUCAUCGGUAUAAACGGAGAUUUGGCAGCAUGUUUACUCUUACAGGACACCUUACGACAAGACACGAUCAGCACUAUUAAAGCACUCCAGAAUCAAGGCCUGAUAGUAUCGAUACUAACUGGCGAUACUGAUCAAGAAGCUUGUCGCAUCUCGCAUGAGCUUGGCAUAACUGUCACUGCUUCAAGUGCAACUCCAGACGUCAAGAUGCGGCAUGUUGAAAGCUUACGCAGCGAGGGCAACAAGGUUAUGAUGGUCGGAGAUGGCAUGAAUGAUGGGCCGAGCCUUGCAGCAUCCGACGUUGGCAUAAUGAUUGCUCAUGGUAGGAGAUGUCUGUCAUCAGGAGGUAGCGUGCUGAUACUGCAAUCACAACUGCGUGCGCUCGUGACCCUAUUCGAAAUAUCUCGAUCGACAAUGCAACAAGUAUCACUCAACAUUACAUGGGCUUUAAGCUAUAACAUAAUCGCAGUUGCCUUAGCAGUUGGCAUUGGCGAACCAUGGGGCAUAUCUAUAUCACCGCCCACUGCAGCUGCUUUGAUGUCGUUCUCCUCAAUUUUGGUUACCGUGCAGGGCUUAUGGCUACGGGGCAGGCUGUCUGCACGGUUCUGCGGUGAUACUUGAAGGUCAAAUUAGAUGACGAUUAUUUGAGCGAAUUGAUAUCGUCUCUGAGCAUGCCGCGAAUUUCGAACUAUAGUCGUCUCCGUUCUUGAUUUAG
Verruconis gallopava is the source of this 2558-nucleotide messenger RNA. RefSeq lists its product as uncharacterized. NCBI's taxonomy places the organism in Eukaryota, Fungi, Ascomycota, Dothideomycetes, Venturiales, Sympoventuriaceae. The record is from RefSeq and is a predicted model, not a curated record. Gene Ontology annotation, biological process: copper ion homeostasis; monoatomic cation transport. The transcript is spliced from 4 exons. Bases 11 to 2464 code for a protein of 817 amino acids. Gene Ontology annotation, molecular function: ATP hydrolysis activity; P-type divalent copper transporter activity; ATP binding. Gene Ontology annotation, cellular component: membrane.